GAUCGAUAUUACUCAAAAUAAAAUCAAAAGAUGAACUCUUGCCAACAAAAGGCCAUGGAGAAGCUGCUUCACGGCCGUGGGUGCGCCAACCAGCUGCUCGUCAUGGACCACACCGAGUCAGAUUCGUCCAUGGAAAGGGAGGAUUUGGCCAAGUCCGUCCUCCAUUGUUUCUCAGAUGCUCUCUCCAUCUUGAUCGACACUAAUCAUGAGCACCAAGACGAUCAAUCCAAUAACUCAUCUCCUCAGGACUCUUCUCCUGUUCUUGAGAGCUCAAGGAAACCACUUCACAAGAGGGGAAGAAAGGCAUCAAUGGCAGAGAGCUCAGACUACCAUAGACAUGAAUCCUCAACCCCGAUCUACCACGACGGUUUCCUCUGGAGGAAAUACGGACAAAAGCAGAUCAAAGAAUCUGAUCACCAAAGAAGUUACUACAAGUGUGCAUACACAAAGGACCAGAACUGUGAAGCAAAGAAGCAGGUUCAAAAGAUCCAGCACAAUCCACCAUUGUACUCAACCACUUACUUCGGCUACCACACAUGCCAGCUCCAUCAAGCUUAUGCAACUUUUCCCAUUGACACCUCUGACCCCGAAGACCACGAGGGAUCCCACAUGAUCCGAUUUGGUCACCCCAACACCAGCUUCUUCUCCUCCUCCUCCACCAAUAGCCUCUGUCAACAUCAGAGUCAGAAUCAGAAUCAGAAUCAGAAUCACAUCAAAGAUGAAUACAUGACGACACCGGAUAAAGCAGAAGAGUGGUCUCCAUCCCAGUGGAUGUCGUCCGAGGUUGCCCACGCGGUGGAGGCUUUCGAGUUCAACCCCUUUUGGACAUCUCAUGACUUAUCAUCAUGACCAUAUAUCGAUCCCCUCGAUCUAUCAUCAUACAUAGCGUCUUUAAUACUAAACCCUAUAUAUAUCGUCUUUUUUCUUACUUUUGUUUUUUUUGUCAUAUAUAUACAUCUCUCUAUGUACUUGCGUAAACAUAUGAUCCAAUCUCUACUUUGGAGCUUUUGUUUUGAGUUAAUAUUAUUAACCUAUAUUAUACAUGAUGGUUGUAAUAUUGU
Molecule: messenger RNA, 1061 nt
Organism: Camelina sativa (false flax)
Lineage: Eukaryota; Viridiplantae; Streptophyta; Magnoliopsida; Brassicales; Brassicaceae
Product: putative WRKY transcription factor 62
Biological process (GO): regulation of DNA-templated transcription
Molecular function (GO): sequence-specific DNA binding; DNA-binding transcription factor activity
Source: RefSeq, a predicted model, not a curated record